AUGCUUUCAUUAAGAUCAGCUUUACGUAACACCUGUUCUUUAAGAACUUUAGGUACUCAAUCAAGAUUAUUAUCUUCAACUUCAUUACAAAACAAAUCAACUUAUCGUACACCAGAUUUUGGUGAUUAUGUUAGACCACAAGGUACUGAUGAUAAAAGUCGUGUUUUCACUUAUUUCACUGUUGGUUCUUUAGGUUUAUUAUCUGCUGCUGGUGCUAAAUCCACUGUUGAAGCUUUCUUAACCACAAUGUCUGCUUCUGCUGAUGUUUUAGCUAUGGCUAAAGUUGAAGUUGGUUUAGCUGCUAUUCCAGAAGGUAAAAAUGUUGUUGUUAAAUGGCAAGGUAAACCUGUUUUCAUUCGUCAUAGAACUCAAGGUGAAAUUGAUGAAGCUAAUAAAGUUGAUAUCAAUGCCUUAAGAGAUCCUCAACAAGAUUCUGAUCGUGCUCAAAAUCCUGAAUGGUUAAUUAUGUUGGGUAUUUGUACUCAUUUAGGUUGUGUUCCAAUUGGUGAAGCUGGUGAUUUCGGUGGUUGGUUCUGUCCUUGUCAUGGUUCUCAUUAUGAUAUCUCUGGUAGAAUUAGAAAAGGUCCAGCUCCAUUGAAUUUAGAAAUUCCACAAUAUCAAUUUGAUGGUGAUAACUUAGUUAUUGGUUAA
Molecule: messenger RNA, 651 nt
Organism: Hansenula ciferrii
Lineage: Eukaryota; Fungi; Ascomycota; Saccharomycetes; Phaffomycetales; Wickerhamomycetaceae
Gene: RIP1
Product: ubiquinol--cytochrome-c reductase catalytic subunit RIP1
Exons: 1
Coding region: 1-651 (216 amino acids)
Biological process (GO): mitochondrial electron transport, ubiquinol to cytochrome c
Cellular component (GO): membrane
Molecular function (GO): 2 iron, 2 sulfur cluster binding; quinol-cytochrome-c reductase activity
Source: RefSeq, a predicted model, not a curated record